CGUAAAAAAUAUUAUUGACAACAUAAUGCAACACACGUGUCAUAGGUUUCUGCUUCCUAUGUUACGAUAACAGUUCGUUGGCUUUUGAAACAGCGUGUAAACAAGUACACUAUUUCAACAGCAAACAGACUUACGUAACGUACAGUAUAAGCUGAGAAUUUAAUCUGAUUAAAAAUAAAGAUGGUUUCCUUUAAAAGAUUGACAGAAGACGAAAUGAAAGCUUAUUCUGUAGAUGAUAAUGAGCAAUCAAAUAAGUUUCGUAUUCGUUCAAAUGAUUUUGUUCGGAUAGCUGGAAUAAUAGGUGCUUUGGCUGUGGUAUUUGGCGCGUUUGGAAAUCACGUUCUUGAUCCAAAUAAAGAAAUCUCAGACGAAAGAAAAAAAGUAUUUGCAAUUGGAAAUUUUUAUCAUUUUGUUCAUGCUUUGGCAUUAUUAGGAAUACCUUUAACAAAUAAACCUACUGUAGUAGGACUGUUUUUUCUCACUGGAAUUUCAAUAUUUUGUGGAUCAUGCUAUAUUACUGGUAUUACUGGAAAUGAAGGAAUAGCAAAAAUUACACCAUAUGGAGGCAUUGCAUUUAUACUGGGUUGGCUAUGCAUGCUACUGUAAAAUGUAAUUUGUUAAUAUAUUUGUAGACUUUGAUAUUACAUUUAUAAAGUUUAUAACAAUAAAAUUAUUAGAAUAAUACAAAAUGAACUUAAAGUUACCUUACAACUUUUAAAAGCACUAGAAAUUUAUUGAAUUAUUGAAAACUACAUUUUAUUAUAAUGGUGCUAGAUUUGUGAAGUUUUAUUAAGAGUUAAGUUGUAUAUAUAUAUUCCUACCAUGCAUAAUACAUAUUUCAUUCAAACUGAAUUUCUUUCUAAAUGCUGUAUAUUGGAAUAUAGUGUUUUUUACAAUGACAUUCCUAAUCCUGAUCUUACUGUGUUAUUCAAUGGCAAAGUGGAUUAGACACUUUUUCUUUUACAAAAUGUAACAAUGUGCAAUGAGUUUAAUCUGAAGAAUAAAGCAGCAAUGUAGUUGUGAUAAACUCAACCUGAGAAAUAGUUGUUAAAACAAUCUCAAGUAUCUGUGUGAUAUUAAGAAAAUAAUAAAUUAUUUUGUUAAAAUGUCUGUUUAUUUAUUCAAAGUAUAACUCAUUGCCUGUAAAUCAAACAUAAUUUUUGAUUGUGUUUUGUAAUCAUAAUAUACAGUAGAUACAAUGAGAAUAGUAAGAAACUUCAUUUUUGCUUUAUAAUGGCAUAAUCCAAAUCAAAGUAUUAAUAUAUAUGGGAGCAGGUUUUACAGCUAAUGAAAGUUGUAAUACUUUAGUUUCAUUUUGUAUACUUCAAAUAUAUUAUCAAUAUGUAAUUAAUAAUUAUAAUUCAACAAUUUAUUAUUAUUAUGUUUAAAAUGAAAUUGUUUAUGGA
Molecule: messenger RNA, 1406 nt
Organism: Centruroides sculpturatus (bark scorpion)
Lineage: Eukaryota; Metazoa; Arthropoda; Arachnida; Scorpiones; Buthidae
Product: transmembrane protein 256-like
Exons: 3
Coding region: 181-606 (141 amino acids)
Source: RefSeq, a predicted model, not a curated record